Molecule: messenger RNA, 441 nt
Organism: Penicillium atrosanguineum
Lineage: Eukaryota; Fungi; Ascomycota; Eurotiomycetes; Eurotiales; Aspergillaceae
Product: ubiquitin-conjugating enzyme/RWD-like protein
Exons: 4
Coding region: 1-441 (146 amino acids)
Biological process (GO): Rho protein signal transduction
Cellular component (GO): cytosol; membrane; cytoplasm
Molecular function (GO): protein binding; Rho GDP-dissociation inhibitor activity
Source: RefSeq, a predicted model, not a curated record
AUGCCUAACGCAACCGUCAAACUGAUUUCCUAUGAAGUCACCUUCCACGACGGCCGAGACCCUAUCAUAUUCGAUCUUUCCACGCCCGAGGGCGUCAAAAAGGCGAAGACCGAAGGCUUCAACCUCAGAGAAGGUGAAGAAUACAAGACGAGCUUGAAGUUCACUGUGGAAGGAGACCAAAUUUCUGAGUUAUAUCGGACACAAGAAGUGUUUAGAGAAGGUAUAAGGCACUCACGAGGUACGAAGAUGCUGGAAGGAAAGGGAUCGUUUGGUCCUUCGGAUACACCCAAUGUGAUUAAUACACCUCACCAAGGAUGGGAAGAAGCUCCCGGUGGACGUCUCAGACAUGGAUCAUAUACUGCGAGAACUAGUUUCUCCGACGACGAAGACGAUACAAAUAUGCUAGAUUUUGGUGUUCGAUAUAGAGUUCAGGCUCACUAA